ACCGAGCUCAGCCACAAAAAAAGAAGUAAACGCGGAAACAAUAGAGACCCAGUUUGCUCUUUAAAUACUAAACAUCUGCUGCCAAGUAAUCUUGGUUGCUCGUUGUCCGUUUGCCACCACAAUCUCCUGUAAGCUACACUUUAAACUUGUCAUGGCUUUGAAAAGAAUAAAGAAGGAAUUGUGUGACUUGAAGCGGGACCCUCCUGCUUCGUGUUCGGCGGGACCGGUCGGAGAUGACAUGUUCCAUUGGCAAGCCAGCAUCACAGGACCGAAUGACAGCCCGUACAAUGGAGGGGUUUUCUUCCUUUCUGUGCAUUUCCCCACCGACUAUCCCUUCAAACCCCCCAAGGUGGCUUUUACCACCAAAAUCUAUCAUCCAAAUAUAAACAGCAACGGUAGCAUCUGCCUGGACAUACUGAGGUCGCAGUGGUCGCCUGCCCUUACCGUAUCAAAAGUCUUGUUAUCCAUCUGCUCUUUGCUGUGCGAUCCCAACCCCGACGACCCUUUAGUCCCCGACAUAGCGCACACGUACAAAUCGGACCGACAAAAGUACAACGACAUGGCCAAAGAAUGGACGAGGAAGUUUGCGAUGUGAAGGCAAGGCAAGUUUCAGCAUCAACAUUCCAAAUGACAGAUCAAGUUUAAAGAAGAAAAAAAAAAAGCCAGUACACCCCCCCCCCCCAGCCCACCCCACCCGCACGCCGCCACACUAUUUUCAGUUUACGCUGGGAGCACUUUUGACUUCUCAAACUGGACACCAUGACCCGAUUGUCUCCACCGUUCCGUUUCUUCUACUUGAAUUCAAUUGGAAUUAUUAUUGUUUUAUGAUGAUAUGAGCAAUGGUGACGAUACCUCACAUUAUUUUACUUUGAAGAGAUUUAUAUGGAAUAAAACUAUGCUCAUUUUACUUGAGACACCACA
This is a messenger RNA of Hippocampus zosterae (dwarf seahorse), 921 nucleotides long. RefSeq names its product ubiquitin-conjugating enzyme E2 D4-like. Gene Ontology annotation, cellular component: nucleus. Gene Ontology annotation, biological process: ubiquitin-dependent protein catabolic process; protein polyubiquitination. The coding region runs from base 152 to 595 and encodes 147 amino acids. The record is from RefSeq and is a predicted model, not a curated record. The transcript is spliced from 7 exons. NCBI's taxonomy places the organism in Eukaryota, Metazoa, Chordata, Actinopteri, Syngnathiformes, Syngnathidae. Gene Ontology annotation, molecular function: ubiquitin conjugating enzyme activity.